Molecule: messenger RNA, 1258 nt
Organism: Didymodactylos carnosus
Lineage: Eukaryota; Metazoa; Rotifera; Eurotatoria; Philodinida; Philodinidae
Source: the annotation of a GenBank genome assembly
AUGCUGAAAAUUUUGUGCGCCCUCGUUUCACAAACAAUCGAUGAUCAGCUGAUUCAACUGCAAACAACAACACUAUUUUCCGAAUCUGUUCAACCCGAUAACAUUAUCCUAGCUAACGCUGAAGCAAUACGCGAACAGUUUGUUAAUACAACAUCAAACUCAUUUUCAGCUGCACUCAACACGAUACGCACAGUACUCCAAGGUAAUCAAAUUGUUAAUCGUCUAAAAACAAAUUAUCAACUGGCUAUACCAUCAACCCGUAGCACCGUCCAACAGCUAUCUCAUACGGCAGAGUAUUCAUCUGUAAAUGAUAGUUGUAUGUGUUCACUAUCAUCCUAUUGUAAAGCAACUACCGGUAUCUACAAUACGUCUGCUUACAUCCCAAAUUGUAAAUAUGACCAUACACCGCCAUGCAACAGUAAAAUAGACGGUGAAAUAGAAUUUGAUGUGCCAGGUAUUAGUGUUGGCUGUUUAGUUCUGGAUGCUGUUCUACAGUCAGAUUUAUCUUGUUUCUACAAUGAAUCUUGUUUAUCUGAAUUAAAGUUUCAGCUAACAGAUUCACCGUCACCGUUUAAUGCUACACCGCUCAAAGUCGGCAGUUCAGUAGCUUCUCUACCGACUAUUGGUGAUCUCAUUGCCAAUUUGAUGGUGGAGGAAUGGUAUUUUAAUUCAUCCUACGAAUCGUAUUUUGAUCACUGUAAUCCACAAACGUGUACCUAUACAUAUGUUAAACAAUUUGAUAUCGUCUAUGUGAUUACGAACACAAUUGCCUUCAUCGGUGGUAUUGCAACAAUUCUAAUACUGAUUACACCACCAAUUGUUACAAAUAUUCGACAAUGGCUCAGUGCACGACGAUCACCAGCUCGCGGUAAAAUUUAUUAUGAUGAUACAGCAAAUCCUAGCAGGUAUUGUUCAUGUAAAAUAGAUCCUACAACUUGCGGUGCAUUAGUCGGUGUCUAUGGCUACAUGGGAACACCUUUUACUAUACCAAAUUUUCGUAUCGGUUGUUAUGUGAUUGAAACAACAUUUUCUUCUACAUUUGAAUGUUUUUACAAUCAAACAUGCUUUAAUGCAUUCAAUAAAUUAAUUUAUUCAAAUUCAUAUGCCCCUUUUAAUGCUACGCCGAUGAUUUGGUCUCAAAAUACAAGUCGUUAUCUACCGACCACAAAAAUACAAACAAUUAUUGAACAACUAAUGAUUGAACGGUGGAAUGAUGAAAUAUCAUUUGAAUCCUAUUUCAAUGAAUGUAACCCUAAUA